GCAACGGUUGCGCAGUUAAUCGCUAAGCGGAAUUCGCGCCUGAAGGAAGCGAGCCUCGCGGCGGAUUUCUUAUUGCGCAGUACGACGAGUUAUUUCACGAAGCGUGGUAAUUCAACGACGUGCCCGACGUCGGGUUCUUGACAAACGAAACGAGCGCUUUAUUUUCGAAGGCAGCAAGAAAAUCAUGGCAUUGAUAUCGAGAAACCUAUACCGCAACUGGUGGGAUGACAUAGACCGCUACCACCGCGAGAUAGAGGACCACUUCCGGAAGCUGAGUGUGCGCGACGAUGAUCUGUGGCUAUCGUCGGUCCGCGACAGGUUCCGGCCGUGGCGCAGCGUGGAGAACCUGGAACGCGAGAUAGGCGGCUGGGCGACGGUCGAACGCGACGAUAACAAGUACCAGGUAAUCGUGGACGUGCAGCAGUUCGCGCCGGAGGAGAUCACCGUGCGCACCGACGACCAGUGCAUCACCGUCGAGGCCAAGCACCAUCAGAGGAAAGACAGACACGGCUACGUGUCGCGACAGUUCAUACGCCGUUAUCUGCUGCCCAAGGGCUACGACAUCGGCCACGUGAAGCCCAGUUUGUCGUCCGAUGGUAUCCUGACCAUCACGGCGCCCAGACUGGCAUUACCGGCGCCAGGCGAACGAAUCGUGCCAAUUCGACGAAGCUUUUUGCCGGCCAUCAAGGCCAAGUAACGCGCUGAAAUGUUUCCGGAUAACGCGAAAGUAGUCCGGCGUCCGAGGGAUUAAUCCCAAAGACGUCGAAGGAUUCCGAAUCAUUUUAUUUUUACAGCCGCGAUCAUUCUUAAAGCCAAUAGUUUGCAGAGUUACGUGCCUGUAAUAACAAUCGGUAUCGCGACCUAGAAAGAGAUGGAGAGUUAAACACUGGCAGAGAAGAAAGUUAGUCGGUGUUUACAGUCUCUUGAAUGUUUAGACGACCUUCAGAUAUCUCUCUGCAAUAACUGACUCGCGUUAUUCGGCUUCCUCGCAAAUGUCUAUUAUGUAUGUACAACCGGUCAGUACGAUGUAUCGAUUUUGUAAACAUUUGUUGAUAUAUAUAUACGUAUACACAUGUAUCUAUAUCUAUAUAUAAAUGUGUAUUAAUGCAUAUACAUAUAUGUAUAAUAAUAUAUAAUUUUAUAUGUAUAUAUGCAUGAAUGUCUGUAUGUAUCAGCAUUGCACUCCUGUAUAUCAGAAACGAGUCACGAUUAUUAUUUGAACCGUAGCUUAAGAUUGAUAAAAAAAAAAGACUGCAGAAUUAAAUUUACAUACUAUUACGUUUAAAAUAAAGAUCCACUUCCAAUUGCGUACAAGAGCGGAAAUUAAUAGACAUCCAUCGAUUCCAUAAUUACGGCCGUGACUCAUCUUUCGCGCGUUUGAACUUCGAUAUUUAACGUAAUUAGCUAAUUGUAGAAAAUUGUACAAAAACAUACAUACAUAUGUAUAGUCGCGUUGUGUUGAUUAUUUUCUCAUAGCUUUAAAAAAACACGAACGUUAAUAAUAAUAGCUACUGUCAGGAAGCUUUACGACGCUGUUAGACAUUACAUCAUUCGUCUCGGCGAUUGCUUUCGAACGGUUCAUGCCGCCGUAACUCGCUAUUAAAAUGUAACAACUGCGUACGUUCUGUAGAGCUUGGCUUUAUUAUGUAAUCGUUCACUUAAUUUAUUCGUGUUAUCGUUAGCUCGACAAUUCGAUUUAGAACCCGUACUUAUAGAUUGUUUACGUAACAAUUCUUUUUUGGCAAGGAAUGCGUGUUGCAUAAAAUAUGUAUGAAUGAUAUAGAUAAAUCACGCGGUAUUAAUUAUUCGUCACUAUAGCCAGGAAGUAAGUUAGAAUUAUAGGCGAGAUAUUAUGUAAUGUAUUUCGUAUUCGUAUUUCGAGUUAGACGAUUGCAAUUGUGUUCAAGUGACGACUAAACACAUAUAUAUAUUCCAGAUUCAGUGUUAAUACAGUGAUUUUACUCUCGCGAUACCUUUCGCACAGUCAUUUGUAAUUUUAUUCGCUUUCUAUUACAAUUAAUGUAAUAUUUUGCUAAUAUUUCCUUCAAUAAAGGUUUAAUAUUAAUUUAA
Messenger RNA from Temnothorax curvispinosus, 2070 nucleotides. Its product is annotated as protein lethal(2)essential for life-like. Gene Ontology annotation, molecular function: protein folding chaperone. The record is from RefSeq and is a predicted model, not a curated record. The transcript is spliced from 2 exons. Gene Ontology annotation, biological process: protein refolding; response to heat. The coding region runs from base 185 to 697 and encodes 170 amino acids. Lineage: Eukaryota; Metazoa; Arthropoda; Insecta; Hymenoptera; Formicidae.